Closterium sp. Naga37s-1 is the source of this 1302-nucleotide messenger RNA. Lineage: Eukaryota; Viridiplantae; Streptophyta; Zygnematophyceae; Desmidiales; Closteriaceae. The record is from the annotation of a GenBank genome assembly.
AUGACGAAGAAGGAGAACUCCCCACGACUCUACGUGCGGGCUGUGGUGCUGGGCCACAAGAGAGGCAAGUCGAACGUGCACGAGCACACGUCGCUGCUGCAGAUCGAGAACGUGCAGAGCAAGGAGGACAGCCAGUGGUACCUGGGCAAGCGCAUCGUCUACAUCUACAAGGCCAAGACGCUCAAGAACGGCAGCCUCUACCGCUCCAUGUGGGGCCGCGUCACGCGCCCGCACGGCAACACCGGGGUCGUCCGCGCCAAGUUCAAGAAGAACCUGCCCUGCACCGCCACGGGCCGCAGGCUCGCUUUUGGAAGGAAUCUCAUGGCAUUCUCCGUAAUUUCCGCUCGCUCAUGCAAGCCGAUAGCGUUGAGUCAAUCGCUCUGUCGAGCCAUCGGCGCGGCUGGUGGUGCGAUCAGCACGCGCAGCGCUGACCACGGCGCGUUUCACGGCGCCGACCGCGGCGCAUCGCCCAGCAUAUCCGCGUCGAGAAUUCGCGAGUUUCACGGAGCGGCGCCGUCGGAGCAAGGAAGUUCCGCGGGGGGCGGCGGGGAAAGCAGCGCGCGCGCGGCACAUAUGGGCUGGUCAGAAGCGGAUAGAAUCUCCGAGAAGCAACGUUCUCGGAUCGUGGUGAUGGGUGGAAACGGCUUUGUGGGCAGCGCCAUCUGUCGCAACGCGAUUGGUCGGGGGAUAGAGGUGGCGAGUGUGAACCGAUCAGGUCAGCCCAAUCGCAGUGAAGCAUGGAUCAAGGAGGUUGAGUGGAUCAAAGGCGACGCCCUGAACCCCUCUUCUUGGAAGCAGCACUUGCAGGGGGCCACGGGGGUGGUGUCGUGUGUGGGUGCGUUUGGGUCAACCGAGUGGAUGAGGAGGAUCAAUGGAGAUGCCAACGUGGGUAUUGUGAAUGUGGCAAAAGAGGAAGGGGUGGCGAGGUUUGUCUUUAUCUCUGCUCAUGACGUGGGGCUGCCUCCUUCUGUUCUCAGAGGAUACUACGAGGGCAAGAAAGCGGCAGAGGCAGCUGUUCUGACGAAUUAUCCCAACACAGGUGUAGUGCUCCGACCAGCCAUGAUUCACGGCACGCGCAGUGUUGGCGCCUAUCAACUGCCUCUCAGUUUGAUUGGAGCUCCCUUGGAACUCGCCUUCAAGAACUUGCCCUUCCUCUCUCGCCUUCCUCUGAUCGGCCCAGCUCUAGUGCCCCCUGUUCCUGUCUCGGCCGUUGCCUCAGUUGCGAUCCGAGCAGCAACAGAGCACUCAUUCCCAGCGGGGAUUGUGGAUGUGUGGGGAAUCUUGAGAGAAGGACAUGUGUAG